This is a messenger RNA of Rubroshorea leprosula, 1446 nucleotides long. The record is from the annotation of a GenBank genome assembly. NCBI's taxonomy places the organism in Eukaryota, Viridiplantae, Streptophyta, Magnoliopsida, Malvales, Dipterocarpaceae.
CUUUUAAAAGUUUUUAGAAGGUGAGAACGUAUUUUAGGUAGUAAAAUCCUACAGGAGAUGCACUAUAUGCAUUGAGGACUUCAUUGCAUGCGUCAGCCAAUCAGUUGACAGAUUGGAAUCAAAAUCAAGUUAACCCAUGCACUUGGUCAAAUGUUAUUUGUGAUAGUAACAAUUAUGUAAAAUCUGUAACAUUAUCAUCCAUGAACUUUUCUGGAACCUUGUCCCCUAGAGUAGGAAUUCUGAAGACUCUUACAACACUUACACUGAAAGGAAGUGGUAUAACUGGUGAGAUACCAGAAGAAUUUGGAAACUUGUCAAGUUUGACCAGCUUGGAUUUGGAAAAUAAUCAUUUAAGUGGUGAAAUACCACCUUCCCUUGGUAACCUUCAAAAGCUUCAGUUCUUUACGUUAAGUCAAAACAAUCUUACUGGGGCAAUCCCUCAGUCACUUUCUGGUCUUCCAAACUUGAUCAAUCUUUUCACAGGAAACAGCUUAAAUUGUGUUGAAAAUUCUUUACACCCCUGUGUAUCUGUGAAUGAUUCAGGUGGUUCUCGAAAGCCCAGGAUUGGAAUUAUUGUUGGAACUAUUGGACUUGAAAUUCUGGUUCUUUUGGGUAGCUUACUAUUCUUCCUGUGGAGGGGUAGACGGAAAGGCUACAAACGCGAAGUAUUUGUGAAUGUUGCUGCUCAUCAUGUGGAUGGUGACAUGCAUUGUAAAGUGAAAGUUGACAGAAGAAUUACUUUUGGUCAACUGAAAAGGUUUGCAUGGAGGGAAUUACAGUUGGCUACAGACAAUUUCAGUGAAAAGAAUAUCCUUGGACAGGGUGGUUUUGGAAAGGUUUAUAAAGGAGUUCUUGCUGAUAGCACAAAAGUAGACGAUUUAUUGAUUUUGAAAGUCCUGGUGGAGAUGCAGCUUUCCAACGUGAAAAAAAGAAUAGCCUUAGGUGCAGCACGUGGGCUAGAAUACCUGCAUGAACAUUGCAAUCCUAAGAUCAUCCAUCCGGAUGUGAAGGCAGCUAAUGUAUUGUUGGAUGAAGACUUUGAAUCAGUUGUUGGUGACUUUGGCCUAGCAAAGUUGGUGGAUGUGAGACGGACUAAUGUGACAACCCAAGUUCGUGGGACAAUGGGCCAUAUAGCACCUGAAUACUUGUCCACUGGAAAGUCAUCAGAAAGAACAAAUGUCUUUGGUUAUGGGAUUAUGCUUCUGGAGGUUGUAACUGGUCAACGUGCAAUUGACUUUUCACGCUUGGAAGAAGAAGAUGAUGUCUUACUGCUUGAUCAUGUAAGAUAACUAUGAAACAUUACUCUCUUGGUUUUUGCAAGUCAGUUUAUCUUUUUCCUUUGUUCCGAGAUGCUUGUAUGGCUCUAUGGCGUUCAUUCCUUCUCAUGUGCUCUAAGAAACCUUAUCAUGUUUACACUUUAAAUCGGCCUUCAUAUCUUUUUGUACU